This is a messenger RNA of Mesocricetus auratus (golden hamster), 6194 nucleotides long. It is a transcript of the gene Abi3bp, whose product is annotated as ABI family member 3 binding protein. Gene Ontology annotation, molecular function: protein binding. Lineage: Eukaryota; Metazoa; Chordata; Mammalia; Rodentia; Cricetidae. Gene Ontology annotation, biological process: extracellular matrix organization; positive regulation of cell-substrate adhesion. The coding region runs from base 89 to 5053 and encodes 1654 amino acids. The record is from RefSeq and is a predicted model, not a curated record. The transcript has 62 exons.
UAUCAGUGGAGGACUUCCACUUAAAUGCAGUUCCAGGCUUGCAAGGCACCCAGGAGCAUCACUCCUCGUGUGAGCAGGCAAAUGCAACAUGCUCUCCAGCCUGGGGUGUCUGCUUCUCUGUGGAAGUAUUGCACUUGCCCUGGGAAAUGCACAGAAAUUGCCAAAAGGUAAAAAACCAAACCUGAAAGUACACAUCAACACCACCAGUGACUCCAUCCUCUUGAAGUUCCUUCGUCCAAAUCCAAAUGUAAAGCUGGAAGGUUUUCUCCUGGGAUAUGGCAGCAAUGUGUCCCCAAAUCAGUACUUCCCUCUUCCCACAGAAGGGAAAGUCACCGAGGCUGUAGUAGAUGCGGAGCCGAAGUAUCUGAUAGUCGUGCGACCUGCUCCUCCUCCCAGCCAGAAGAAGUCAUGUUCAGGUAAAUCUCGCUCUCGAAAACCUCUCCAGCUCGUGGUUGGUACAUUGACGCCAAGCUCAGUCUUCCUGUCCUGGGGUUUCCUCAUCAAUCCACAUCAUGACUGGACGUUGCCAAGUCACUGUCCCAGUGACAGAUUCUAUACAAUUCGAUAUAGAGAAAAAGAUAAAGAAAAGAAAUGGAUUUUUCAACUCUGUCCAGCCACUGAAACAAUUGUGGAAAAUCUCAAGCCCGAUACCGUUUAUGAAUUUGGUGUGAAAGACAACAUAGAAGGUGGGAUUUGGAGCAAGAUUUUCAACCAUAAGACUGUUGUUGGAAGUAAAAGCAAAGUAAACGGGAAAAUCCAAAGCACUUAUGACCAGGUCCACACAGUGCCAGCAUAUGUCCCAAAGAAGCUAAUACCAAUAACAAUCAUCAAGCAAGUGAUUCAGAAUGUUACUCACAGGGCUUCAACUAAAACCCCAGACAAGACUCCUUUUGGAGGAACAAUACUAGUUCAUCUUAUUAUUCCGGGUCUUAAUGAUUCCAUGGUAAAACUUCCCACAUCCAUAAUGCUUGAGAUUUCGGAUGCUCUCAAGACACAAUUAGCCAAGAAUGAAACAUUGGCAUUACCAGCAGAAUCUAAAACGCCAGAGGUUGAAAAAGUUGCAACCCAGCCAGUAACAGUGACUCCGGAAACAGUUUCAAGAAGCGUUAAACCCACAAUGUCUAGCAUGUUAGACACUGCAGAGACUACACUGGUCCUCAGUGAGAAGACCCCAGAAACAGCACAUUCUGUUCUAAUACCUGAGUCUGAAUUGCCUUUAAGCACUCUAGCUCCCAAAAGAUUCCCAGAGUUUCCCAAGACAAAAACAACAGCCUUCCCUUUGGAGAAAACUGGGGAUACCUUGGUUUCACGUGAAGAGCAGUGGGUGUCACCUGGAGCUAAAGCAUCUGAAGAUUCCAAAUUUGUACAGCCUCAAACUGCAACUCAUGAUGUUAUCUCAAGCUCAACAACUUCAGAUGAGACUGAAGUAGAGCCCCACACAGCAGCAACAAGUGAUCCUAUUCUGGACUCUGUCCCACCUAAAACUUCUAGAACUCCUGAAAAGCCAAGGGCAACACUGGCUCCAAGUGAAGCAUCGUUUGAUCCUCAAAAUGUGAAAAUCUUCACCAGUCCUGAAGUGCAGCCUACAACAGCUGCUCUCCAGCAAACUACAUCUGUCCCCACCACACCUAAACGACGCCAACCUGCCCCGGAACCUGACACUCUGCCGUCAGCACGGUCAACAAAGGCUCCACCAAAGACCAAACGACCAGGUCGCCGUCCCCGUCCUAAAACCACACGUAGUCCAGAAGUACCUGAGUCCAAACGGGCUCUGGAACCUGCCACCAUACCACCGGAGCUCUUGGUGCCCACAAUUGUUCCCAAACCAUCCCAGAGACCCAAAGCAACACUCAGGCCAGAGGUACCCCAAAUCCAGCCUGAUUUAGAACCUCCAAAACAAAUGCUUCCUAAGCCCAAAGUCACACCUGACAUGCCACCAACUAAAUCUGUUGCUACCACAGACAUUGACCUUGUAAUUAUGAGAACCAAGGCUCCAGUGACAACAUUAGCCCCCAAAACACCACGACCAAGACCUCGCCGCCCACGUCCUCCUAAAGAUAAAACCACCCCAAGCCCAAAGAUACCUCAGACUACACAAGCAGACUUGGGACCUAUCACUCCUGAGCCAUCUUUAGCUUCAACAACAAAAAAAGCCCGCCGCCCACGUCCCAAACCUAAAACCACACCCCAUCCAGAAGUACCUCAGACUGUAUUGGUUCCUGCUACAACCCUUGAACCAGUUAUUAGAACUGAGGCUCCAGGGAUGACCUUAGCUCCCAAACUACCUCAACAACCAAGCCAUCCACAUCCCAAACCUAAAACUACAAGGCAUCCGGCAGCACCUCAGACAGAACCGGUUCCCAUUACAGACCUUGAACCUGUUACAGACCUUGAAACGCCUGUUGCUUUUAGAUCUGAGGCCCCUGGAACAACACUAGCUAGUAAAUUGUCACCAAGAACCCGCCGUCCACGACCCAGACCUAAAGCCACAAUGAGCCCUCAAGCACCUCAGAUGAAACCUGUCCUGGAACCUGUCACUCUUAGACCUGAAGCCCCAGUAACAACACUAGUUCCUACAACAGAACUUGAACCUGUGACACUCAGAACACAGACUUGGGUGACAACAAAAGCUCCUCAACCACCAAAACGGACCCGCCGUCCACGCCCCAAACCUAAAACCACACCAGCUCCUGAGGCUCCUCUAACUAAACCUGCUGCUGCUACAGAUCUUGAACCCAGUGCUCUCAGAACCGAAGAGCCUGCGACUGUGGUUCUUGCUACAGCCCUUGAACUUGUUACUCUUAGAACCAAAGCUCCUGAAACAACAACAUUAGCUUCCAAAGUACCACGGACACGCCGUCCACGUCCCAGACCUAAAACCACAGCAAGUACUGAUAUGUCUGAGUCCAAGUCGGCUCCUACUGAACUGCAAACUCUUGUUUUGAAACCAGUGACUUCACCAAGCCUAGAAAUGGCACAAACCCAAUCUGUUUCUGAUGACCUGGAAUUUGUUGCGUUUAGUACUGAAUCACCACAGAAGACAAUAGCACCAACUGAAACAGAUUAUGUAGAUACUGCUACCAAAGAACCUAUCAGGCCAGAGGAGCCAAGGACAGAAGUUGUGGAAUCUUUUACACAUGUGUCUGAGCUUCCUGAGACCACACUAGAAACAUCACCUCUGCCUUCCCAAUCUAUAAUCCUACCCAGACCAGAUGAGCCUCAGACUGAACCUGCUCCCAGGCAGACACCCCGCCCUCCUCCCAAGCUCAAAACAACACCACGCCCAAGAAUCCCACCACAACCACCAGUUCCUAGGGAAUACCAGCAUACAACUUCAAAACCAAAACUGCCACCACAUCCUGAAGUGACAGACACUAUAUCUGUUCCAAAGGAUGAACAACUUUCCCGUAAAACAGACCCUGAGGUCUCUCACAGUGAAACUGUUCUGUCUCCUGUCACGUUUAGAGCUGAGCCAUCGAAGACAACUAUAGCACCUUUAGAGACAAGAGACAUUCCUUUCAUACCUGUGACUUCACCACGACCUAGUCAAGAGGAACUACAAACCGCCCUGGAAGAAACAGACCAGUCUACUCAGGAGCUCUUCACAACUAAGAUUCAGCAAACAACAGAAGUGGCAAAGACAACUCGGGCACCACACAGAUUGCGCACAACUCCAGUGAAGCCCAGAAUUCCUGACAGACCACAUGCCAGGCCUGACACUGAACGAGAAAAGUCACUUGCAAAGGUCAAUGUGAAUGUAUCUCCAGUUCUGAACAAAACAACCACAAAACCUGGUAAAACGAAACCCAAAGUGAUACCCCAUGGAAACGGAGCAGGAACAGGAACCAAGCAAGCACCUAAGCCAUCAAGUGCUGGGAGGAAUAUGUCAGUGGACUCACAUACCACAAAAAAACCAGGGACUCGUCGCCCGUCCAUGCCACCUAGACCCAUGGCCCCUAGACCUAUAUCUCCACAGAGAAAACCUUUACCACCAAAUAAUGUCACCGGAAAGCCAGGAAGUGCAGGAAUCAUUUCCUCGAGCCGAGCCACUUCCCCACCCCCGAAGGCAACACUCAAACCUACUGGAACAGUCGCAGAGCGACCAGAGGCAGAAAGAAAGCAUCCAACCACUCCUUCUUCUGAAGAAGAGAUUGGUACCAUGACAGAUUUUAGUUCGAGCCCAACAAGAGAGACUGAUCAUCUUGGGAAGCCCAGAUUCGUAGGCCCUCAUGUGCGAUACAUCCCGAAGCCAGAAAACAGACCCUGUUCCAUCACUGACUCGGUCAGACGGUUCCCAACAGAGGAAACCGUGGAGGAGAAUGCCACCAGCCCACCACAGAACCCACCCACCAACCUCACUGUGGUCACUGUGGAAGGUUGUCCCUCAUUUGUCAUCUUGGACUGGGAAAAACCACUAAAUGACACUGUCACUGAAUAUGAAGUCAUAUCCAGAGAAAAUGGGUCAUUCAGUGGGAAGAACAAGUCCAUUCAAAUUACGAAUCAAACCUUUUCUACAGUAGAAAAUUUGAAACCAGAUACAAGCUAUGAAUUCCAGGUGAAACCCAAAAAUCCACUUGGUGAAGGCCCUGCCAGCAACACCGUGGCAUUCAGUACUGAAUCAGCGGACCCAAGAGUGAGCGAGCCAAUUUCUGCAGGAAGAGACGCCAUCUGGACUGAAAGACCCUUUAAUUCAGACUCUUACUCAGAAUGUAAAGGCAAACAAUAUGUUAAAAGGACAUGGUAUAAGAAAUUUGUCGGUGUGCAGCUAUGUAAUUCUCUCAGAUACAAGAUUUAUUUAAGUGACUCCCUCACAGGCAAGUUUUACAACAUAGGAGAUCAGAGAGGCCACGGAGAAGAUCACUGCCAGUUUGUGGAUUCAUUUUUAGAUGGCCGCACAGGACAGCAGCUCACCUCUGACCAGUUACCCACCAAAGAAGGCUAUUUCAGAGCCGUUCGCCAAGAACCUGUCCAAUUUGGAGAAAUAGGUGGUCAUACCCAAAUCAAUUAUGUCCAGUGGUAUGAAUGUGGGACCACAAUACCUGGAAAAUGGUAGAUGCAGGAAAAUUAUUUUCAAAGUACUUCUGGUUCAUUAUCGCAAAAAGAAACAAAGAACCUGAUGGAAAUACUAUGGUAUUUGUCACACCUUUUCCAAGCUAUUUUGGUUACUAUGUAUAAAAGUUUGCAGUCUAACUGAUGGCAGUACUAGAUGUUUAUUAUUAGAAAAGAUUACUGAGAAUAUUUAUCAGGUUUUACAAAGUCAUUUUAAGAAAUCAAGAUAUUAACAUUAAUAGAAUAACAUUUUUAGGGAAGCUGGCUCCCUAUUCAUGAUAUUUUAAGAGAUCAUUUGUAUAUUAUUUAUCACAGUGUUGUAAUGUUUUCAGAUACUUUUAUAACGAAAUUAAUGUCAAAAAAUCUUUAUGCUUUAUAAAAAGUAUUUACUUUAUUGAUGUGUACGUGUUCUUGGUGAGUUAAUUCCACAAAUCUCUACUUGGUUUAACUUAUUGGAUCAAAUAAUCUUCAGCAUAAUACAUGUGAGAGAAAGGUGGUUCUAAUAUUUACAUUUAUGUAAACUUCAAUUUUUUAGCAUCAGAUGAACAGAUUUUGAGUUUAAAUAGCUAUAUAUUCAUGCUAACUUUUCCAUAAGCUACCAGCAAAUUACUGAAAAUAAAAAUCUGAAUACGUAUAAUUUUAUUUCAGCUAGAAACAGCUGAUAACCUGACAUGUUAAAUGAUAAAUCAUUUGUUUUCUUCUGUGCCCACAAUACUACGUCUAAAAAAUACUUUCUCAAAUUGUUCCUUUAAGCCAUUCUUUUAAACAGCUCUAUGGUUCUACUCAAGCUGUAUGUAGAGAUUGAGUGUGAAGUCAGCAUGAAAAUAUAAUGCAUGGUAAGAUGUUAUUGUUUCAUAGGAUAUAUUAUAUAUUUAUACACUAAGGCCAUGAAUGAAUGAAUGUAUCACAGGUUGUUUUUGUGACACUGUUAACUCAAGCUGUAACAAAACUGACUCAUUUUCAUGCGGAAAAAAAAAUAUUGCUUUCCUUCACAUGGAGGAAGGAGCCAAGAAUCUUAUUGCCUGCCCUGAAAAGACUUUUUUCUGUAUGUAUCUUUCAGUAUGCUUCAGUUUCAUCAAUGCUACAUUUUGUAUUUCUCAAGCAAAUAUAAACUCUGCAAUAAAAAGAUGUAGGUUUCUAAAAAA